CUCUUUUCAAUAAGGAAGGUCCACUUCUGAAUCAAGCAAAAUGUUUUCCCUUAAAUCUAUCGUACUCAUCGCUGCAGCUUUCACCAUCAGCGCUGAAUGCAGUGCUCCAUUGGUUGCACAAGCUCACGUCGGAUAUGCACAUGCAGUACCGCAAAACGUUCCUCCAUAUGCAUCCCAAGUCAGCGUUGAAAGUAAGGCCAUUGGCCCGUAUUACGCUGGUCCACUUGCCGCACCGUAUGCCGCCGCUUUCGGCCCACCCAUCGCUCCAAUAGCCGCUAGGGUUGCACCAGCUGUUGCCGCUCCGUUCGCAGCCGCAUCAUACGUAGCUGCUCCUUACGCCGCUGCUCCAUACGCCACUGCUCCAUACGCUGCUGCUCCAUACGCCGCUGCUCCGUACGCUGCCGCUCCUUACGCUUACCCUGGCCCCUUCGCUGGCCCAGCUGGCUAUGCUGCUCCUUACCCAUACGCAGCAGGUGCACCUUUAGUUCGCGCAGCGUUCGGUGUUGGUCCAGCAUUUGUGCGAUAG
This is a messenger RNA of Pararge aegeria (speckled wood butterfly), 526 nucleotides long. It is a transcript of the gene CPH19, whose product is annotated as F-box/LRR-repeat protein 17-like. Bases 41 to 526 code for a protein of 161 amino acids. Lineage: Eukaryota; Metazoa; Arthropoda; Insecta; Lepidoptera; Nymphalidae. The transcript has 2 exons. The record is from RefSeq and is a predicted model, not a curated record.